AUGAGCACAGCGUCACCAGGCUCGGGAUCUCCUCUUCGAGAUCCCUCGGACGCUGUGCGGAGUAUGAGCCAUACCCCUACGGGCUAUGAGAAUAUCAAGCUGGAACAUGACGCGUUUGGCAUGCUUCCUCCUCCCGGAGCAGCACCAGAUGCUGGAUCUGGUCACGAGUCGAAUCUUACAGGCAAUAAUAUUCUGAACCAAGCGGGCAGUGGUGGCAGUUCUAGUAGUGGGGCGUCGAAUAUGGAUAUAUUCGCGACACCUAAGAACGAUAGAACACUGCCGUCGUCUCUAAUAGCGAGUCUGCUCGAUCCACUGACCGAGGUUCGAAAACCUACUUUAGAAAGAUCUUUAGAUGGAAACUCCAUGAGUCUGAAUAACGGACUGGGAAGUACGUUAAUACUGCCAGGACGAGCAUCAUCCAUGCCUCCAGAAACCCCCAGCAGCAUCCGAGACCGCGAGGCCGCUGGGUCUGGAGCGUUCUCGACUCUGGGAUCUCCAUCCUCGUUUCCACUGACAUUUGCCAGCAGCCAAGCACAAGUGAAAACCGAAUCCGGUUCUAACACCAACCCGAAUACGACCUCAUCCGAACUAUCAGCGGCAAACGCCAUUACCACGGGGUCAACGAUACAUCCUACCGGAGACAAUUCAACCAACAACCACAACAAUAACGAGCUAGACAUCGAUGAAUCGGCCCGAGUAUCGGCCUACGCACGACUCGACUUCGAAUCGUUCACAUUCUACGUGCAAACACUGCAAGUAAUCCUUGGCCGGCGAGCAGAAAACGGCACCGGCAUGGUCGAUGUCCACCUGGGGCCUGCCAAAGCCAUUUCCCGAAAACACGCCAAAAUCUUCUACAACUUCGGCACCCAACGCUUCGAACUAUCCGUCAUGGGCCGCAACGGCGCCUUUGUCGGCGAUGUCUUCGUUGAAACCGGGUCUACUGUUCCACUCAGUGACGGGUAA
Messenger RNA from Sugiyamaella lignohabitans, 963 nucleotides. It is a transcript of the gene FHL1, whose product is annotated as Fhl1p. Gene Ontology annotation, cellular component: nucleus. Gene Ontology annotation, biological process: regulation of ribosomal protein gene transcription by RNA polymerase II. The coding region runs from base 1 to 963 and encodes 320 amino acids. Gene Ontology annotation, molecular function: sequence-specific DNA binding; protein binding. The record is from RefSeq and is a predicted model, not a curated record. Lineage: Eukaryota; Fungi; Ascomycota; Dipodascomycetes; Dipodascales; Trichomonascaceae. The transcript has a single exon.